Dermatophagoides farinae (American house dust mite) is the source of this 3166-nucleotide messenger RNA. Lineage: Eukaryota; Metazoa; Arthropoda; Arachnida; Sarcoptiformes; Pyroglyphidae. The record is from RefSeq and is a predicted model, not a curated record.
ACCUAAUUAUAUAGUUCAAAAUUGUAUAAAAAAAUAUCGAUUCAAUGAUUGUGUGUACAACAGAAAGAAUUUGAGAGAAAAAGAUCAAUGGAAGCAGGAGAAAAAAUUAUGAUUAUUAUAGAAAUAAAUUUAUAAAAGUUUUGAUCAUUAUUGAUUCUACACAAAUUCUGACAAAUUUCAGAUCGAAACCACAAAUUUCGUUAGAUAAAAUAAAAUAUUUGCAAAAAUUUUAACAUUUGUCAUCGUUACGUACUACCGGAAUGUUCUUACGUAUUCAUGAAUUCAGCUAUGGCCAAAUUAAACAAUUGGUCCAACGCAAAGAUGAUUGUCGUUUACGAACGAUACAUCGAUUGGAAGGGACCAUCAUAAUAUUCAAUAUUUUUCGUGCCAUAGCCAUUUUAUUGAUGCUUAGACGGCCGGAUUUAUUUCCAUUGUUUAAAUAUGAACAUUUUUGCCAUUUUAUAUGGCAACAUCGUAAUAUUUAUAAUGAAUUUUUACUAUUACUAUUGAUAUUAGUACUCGCACUCAUUAUUGUUGGUUUGAAUACAUUCUACCUUUGUGACACACAAUCAUUAUCCUUUCAAGUUCUUUACGAUAUAAUGGUCAUCAAUGUUGAAAAUUAUCGUAGAUGUCGUAUAAAGAAUCCGAUAAUCAUAAAACAUGCAAUCGAGCAUCGACGGCAAAAAUAUCUUCGAAAACGUAUGGCUAUGAGCAAACCAAUCAUACCAUUAGUCAUUUAUAGUCAAUUCUGCUGGUUAAGAGCAUGGUUUGAUUCUUGGAUCGAAAUGGAAUCAUUUCGAUUGAAUAGACACAGGUUCAAGAAUAAUCCGAUGAAAUUAUUUUCAAAAGCACCAUUACGUAAAAGAGUCUAUCUUGUCAUUUUUAUGAUGAUACAAGAUCAAUUCAAUUUUAUUCUCAAUUUAAUUUCAAUGAUGUUAACAAUUUACGUAAUCAUAUUCUUUAUUUUGGAAUUUUUUCACAAUUAUGUCGAAAGUUUUGGCAUAUGGAUAAUCAUAAUCAUUGAUCUAUCAGCUGUAUUUAAUGGAGCGAUAAAUCUUUUACAAUGCGGCCUAUUGACCAUAUUCGCGGCAUCAACAUCAUCAUUAAUAUAUUGUCUUUGUUUUCGCAGCCUGAAUAAAAAACUCCGUUCAUUAAUACAAAAUAAGAGCCCAAAUCAAUAUUUUUCACCAAUGAAUUUUUGGCAAUUACAAUUUAUUUGUACUGAACAUAAUCGUCUAUGUGGUUAUAUAAUACGUACUGAUCGUGAAAAAUGGAGUAUGGCAUUAUGUCAAUUACUGAUGGUUGGAAUACCGAUGAAUGUAUGUUUCGUAUGCGUUCUAAUAUUUGGCCAUCCAAGUCAACAUGAACGUUUGAUCUAUUGGUUUAUAACGGCAUUACAUGCAUUCAGUUCGAUUAUACCGACAGCAUCAUUAGCUCAUAUUAAUUCUUAUAUUGAACAUAUUCGAUCAUAUAUUUCAACGGGUAUCCCAUCUUUACGACAUUUACGAUUGAAAUUGAAAUAUGAAAAUCUUUAUGCUAGUCUCAUGUAUGGUGAACGUUAUUGUUUUACAUUUGGUUAUUUUGGUAGCGUUACUUACACUACACUUUCCAAGGUUUAAAUUCAACAUUUGUCUUCGUUACUUGCGACCAAAAUGUUCUUACGUAUUCAUGAAUUUAGCUAUGGCCAAAUUAAACAAUUUGUCCAACGCAGUGGUGAUUGUCGUUUACAAACAAUACAUCGAUUGGAAGUGGCCAUCGCAAUAUUCUACAUUUUUCGUGCAAUGGCCAUUUUAUUGAUGCUUAGACGGCCGGAUUUAUUUCCAUUGUUUAAAUAUGAACAUUUUUGCCAUUUUAUAUGGCAACAUCGUGACAGUUAUGAUGAAUUUUUACUAUUACUAUUGAUAUUAAUAAUCGCACUCAUUGUUGUUGGUUUGAAUACAUUCUACCUUUGUGACACACAAUCAUUAUCCUUUCAAGUUCUUUACGAUAUAAUGGUCAUCAAUGUUGAAAAUUAUCGUAGAUGUCGUAUAAAGAAUCCGAUAAUCAUAAAACAUGCAAUCGAGCAUCGACGGCAAAAAUAUCUUCAAAAACGUAUGGCUAUGAGCAAACCAAUCAUACCAUUAGUCAUUUAUAGCCAGUUCUACUGGUUAAGAGCAUGGCUUGAUUCUUGGAUCGAAAUGGAAUCAUUUCGAUUGAAUGGACACAGGUUCAAGAAUAAUCCGAUGAAAUUAUUUCCAAAAGCAUCAUUACGUACAAGAGUCUAUCUUGUCAUUUUUAUGAUCAUAGAGGAUCAAUUCAAUUUUAUUCUCAAUUUAAUUACAAUGCUGUUAUUAAUUUGCGUAUUCAUAUUCUUUAUUUUGGAAUAUUAUAACAAUUAUGUCGAAAGUUUUGGCAUAUGGCUAAUAGUAAUCAUUGAUUUAUCAGCUUCAUUUAAUGAAUCGAUGAAUCUUUUACAAUCAGGUCUAUUGACCAUAUUCGCGGCAACAACAUCAUCAUUAAUAUAUUGUCUUUGUUUUCAUAAUCUGAAUCAAAAAUUUCGCUCAUUAAUACAGAAUAUGGAGUCGAAAAGACAUUUUUCACCAAUGAGUUUUUGGCAAUUACAAUUCAUUUUCUUUGAACAUAAUCGUCUUUGCGGUUAUAUAAUACGUACUGAUCGUGAAAAAUGGAGUAUGGCAUUAUGUCAAUUACUGAUGGUUGGAAUACCGAUGAAUGUUUGUUUCGUAUGCGUUCUAAUAUUUGGCCAUCCAAGUCAAAGUGAACGUUUGAUCUAUUUGUUUAUAACGGCAGUACAUACAUUCAGUUCGAUUAUACCGACAGCAUCAUUAGCUCAUAUUAAUUGUUAUAUUGAACAUAUUCGAACAUAUAUUUCAACGGGUAUCCCAUCUUUACGACAUUUACGUUUGAAAAUGAAAUAUGAAAAUCUUUAUGCUAGUCUUAUGUAUGGUGAACGUUAUUGUUUUACAUUUGGUUAUUUUGGUAGCGUUACAUACACUACACUUUCCAAGGCUAUAAUCGCUUAUAUUUCAAUAUUCAUUUUAAUAGCCAAUUUUUAUCUGAAACAUUUCUGUUUGUAAAUUUGAAUUACAGAUAUGGUAUCUUACUUAGGAACAAGUCCGUUUCAGAAGAAAAUUCUUAACUUGAAUUUGUUGAUUGUAUCAUUUAGUAU